Messenger RNA from Plasmodium gaboni, 2034 nucleotides. RefSeq lists its product as hypothetical. The transcript is spliced from 4 exons. Bases 1 to 2034 code for a protein of 677 amino acids. The record is from RefSeq and is a predicted model, not a curated record. Lineage: Eukaryota; Apicomplexa; Aconoidasida; Haemosporida; Plasmodiidae.
AUGAGGGGAAAUGAAUCGUAUGACCCUUUGAAAGAGGGAUGUUUGUCAAAAAUAAAUAAUGCUCUAGACAAAUAUACAAUGAAUACUUUAAAUUAUAAUAAUAGUAAUAAUUUUACAUGUGAGGAAAAUAAUGAGACGUUUAGAGAAAAUACUUUGAAUAUGAAUGUUACGUCAGAUGAGGAUAAUGAAUUAGAAACAUAUAGUUCAAUAAUAUUAGAUAAGAUUAAUAAUUUUAAACCUCAGGACGAAAAAAUAAUAUACGAGGAAAGUAGAAGAGAACCAAAUAUAUACGCUAAUAUGUCGACUCUUUUAAAUUUCUUGAGGGAACAAAAUAAAAUGAAUACACUACAUAUAAAAAACUUUAUCAUUGAAAAUUUUAAAAUUACAGAAGAAAUAAAACAUGAUAAAGACAUAAAUAAUUUGAUGAGGAGGAUAGAACACGAAGAAAUUAAAGAACUUAUAUGGACAAGUGGAAAAAGGUAUUUUAUGGAAAUUAAAAAAAUAUAUUUACUUAUGAAAAAAUUUAAUAAGGAAAGAUAUUUUAUUAAUUCUAAUAAGGAUAUUUUAAAAAAGUAUAGUUUUAAAAAAAAUAAAAACAUAAAGAAUUUAUUACAAGCAUCUAUCAAAAAAAAAAACAUACAAAUUCAAAAAAUACUUAAACAAUAUAUUAUAUUGAAAGGAUACUAUAAGAAAGUUUGUAAUAAGUAUAAACAAGAAAAUGAACUUUUAAAAACUUUCUUUUCUUUUCCUAAAAAUCAAAGUUAUUAUUUAAAUCUAAAAUAUUCUCCUCAAUAUUGUAGAAGCAAUCAUAUAUAUUUUUAUUCAUAUAAAAAAUGGUUGAGACGCAAAAGGUUGAGGAGGACUUCACAUUUUAAGCAGGAUAGAUAUGUUAUUCAAAAAGAAUAUUUUACAAACUCCAUAUUUAGAAAAUACACACAUCAUAAGAAAAGAUAUAAAGAAAUUAUAUCUGAUAUAUUGAACGAUAACAAACUAUUAAAUCUGAAAUUUAAAAAAUAUGAAGAAAAAUAUAAAAAUAAAAAAAAUAAAAGAAAUAAAAGAAAGAAAAAAAAGAAAAAAAAGAAAAGCGUGCAAAUAUCUACUAAAAGAAUGAAGGAUAAAAAAAAUUUGGACAUAUCUUAUAAAAGAAGAAACAAAUAUAUAUACACACACUUGUUUUUACCUAUGCGACUACAGAAAAAAAUAAACAGUUCAAAUUGUAAAUAUUUAAAUAAGGGAAGCUACAAAAUGCAGGCCAAAAAGGAAAGAAAGGAAAAGAAGUUUAUAAAACAUGGGGGGAUGCAUUAUGUAGAGAAGGAAGAAGAAAGUAUUAUAAAUAAGGAAGAAGAAAAUAUUAUGAAGAAGAAAGAAGAUCAUAUUAUUAAUAAGGAUGAAGAAAUUAUUAUGAAGAAGAAAGAAGAUCAUUUUAUUAAUAAAGAUGAAGAAAAUAUUAUGAAGAAGAAAGAAGAUCAUAUUAUAAAAAUAAAAAAUGCGGAAGUAAAAAAGAAAAAAAACACAUUAAAAAAAAAAAAAAAAAAAGAAAAAAAAAAUUUUUCAAAUGAUAAUAUGAAGGAAGUUACUAAGAAUGAUGAUGAUACAAAUAUGAUAAAAAUAGAAGAAAAAGAAAAAUAUGAUCAUAAAGAUGAAAAGGAAAAUAUGAGUAUAGGUAAUAUAGAAGAGUGUAACAAAAUGAAGGAUGAAUAUGAUAAGAAGGAAAACACUAUUUCUGAUAUAGAAAAAGAAAAUAUUAUCUUGGAUCCUAAGGAGGAAAACAUUAUGCUAGAUACAAAAAAAGAGAAGUUAAUUUUGAAGGAAAAAAAAAAAAAAAAAAAUUUAAGUAGAAAAAUAAAAAAAAAUAAAAUAGAGGAUAAUAAGGAUAUUAAAGAAAAUGAAAAUUUUAAUAAAAUUUAUGAUGAGGAAAAUAUAGAGGAAAAAGAAAAGUGUAUCAUAUUUGAAGAAAAAAAGAAAGAACAUAAUAUAAUUGCAGAGACAGACAGUGUGGAAAUGGAUGAAAUGGAUAAUAUAGAUGAGCAAUAA